AUGGCUGAUUUUGCGGAAGAGCUGAGGCUCAAGCCAUUGGAUGCGCCUCUCGAGGGAACCUCGUUGCUCCGCAGAAGCAUUCGGCCUACCUGUGCGGGUUUGAAGGUGUUGGCCGUCCCUGCUGAGACUGUUGGCAUUGCCUACCGAGUCAAUGGAACGGCACUGGAAAGUUUGGUGCUUACUGGGGACUCUAUUCAAGUUCAAUUUUCUUUGGAUUUAUCUGUGCCAGUGGUCAAUAUAGCCGCGUCUUCCGAUGGGCGGCUGGUUGCCGUUGCGUGUAUCGAUGGAUCCUUGCAAUGCUUCAACGCGACACAGUCUGGAUUCUCGAAGCGUUGGUCUCUCUCUCAAGUUCAUGAUCAUGUCGUGGACGAUGUGUCGCAGAGUCCCUCGGCUUCUCGAGCCAAUAGUGCCGCGGCUGCUGGACCCGUACGGUCUCUGUCGUUUGCACCGCAGGGAUACAACCUGAUUCUUGUGAAUAAUAGCGACAAACAGUCCACAUUGAAACUAUUCAACGCUGCGGAGUCCUCUCCAAAUGAUCUGCUACGCCAAAAACUCCCAGCCGAUCUACAAGUAGCCAGUGCCAGUUGGUCUGGAACCAAUGAUGCUUUGGCUAUUGGGGAUACCUCUGGGGUGAUUCAUAUCUACAAAAUUUCGGCAGGCUAUGCCCUGCAGCCAAUCACGACAAUGCCAUUUCUUGGAGAGGACGAUGAAGGAGGUUGGUCGUGUACUCAUUUAGAUUGGUUCAAUAACGGAGGCACGUUGGCGGCUGGAUAUUGCCGCGUUAUUCCUGAAGAGGAUGACGAUGAUGAAGAAGACUGCAGCGCAGAUCACGAGGCUAUCUUCUUUCUCAUGGAUAUGGAUGCAUCAUCCCUCCAACCAACAAAAUCGACGGAAGUAGGAGACGUUGUGGCGUUUUUCAGCGUACCCAAACAUGGACGGCAUGUUUAUUUUACGUCGGAUUGUACCACUCAGCAGGCGGGAGUCUCCUUUUUUGUCGUCGCAUCCAAUGUGGGAUCGGACAUUGCUCUCCUCAUAAAGGUGGGAGCAGAUGAAUGGGAGAUUUAUGAAUUCCCAGACGGUUCGAACCCAACCACACCCACCGACGAUGAAGACGAGUUUAUGUAUCCAAUGGGAGUUGGGACUCUCACUGCGCCGGGAACCGGUCAAAAAUGUCUUUUGGUCGCUGCGACCGACGGGUCGCUCUCCACGUCUCUAUUCUCGCAUGAGCAGGAUGCUAAUUUCUUCAUUAUGCCAUCUUCUGCCGCAACUGUGCUUCCGAAUGCACCUGUCCCAGAAGAAUCAAGUGCUCUCAGUUCGGAGACAGAGCCAAAACUGAAUGACGAGCCUCCAGCAGCGAGUAGCGCAGCCAGCGGUGGCUUUGCCUUUGGUUCACCUGCACCAGCACCUGCGUUUGGGUCUGGAUUCUCGUUUGGCGGAGGUACUACCGCCAAUGCUUCCUUUGGAGCCCCAGCCUUUGGGAGCCCCUCCACCUUGGGAGGCACACGCUCAUUUGGCUUCGGAUCGCCGCCGCCGCCAGCAGCACCAACGACGAAAGAAUCCUCACCACCAGCUCAAACUAGUGGAAGCGUUUUUGGUGCCGCUGCGAGUGGUACAUCUACAUUCGGUGCUUCCAUGUCGUCGGGAGGAGGAUUCGCUGCGCUGGCAAAGAGCCCAUCGAGUGGUUUCGGAUCCAAGUCUGAGACAUCUGGUGAAACCUUUUCCGGAUUCGGUGCCGCGGCGUCUACGGGGUCGUCGGUGUUCGGGGCUGGCCCGACGGCUCCUGGUGGUGGAAGCCCUUACGCGCCCCCAUCGAAUAAUGCCUUUGGGGGUUUCGGUGGUCCCAGGACUACUUUUUCUCGCCCGAAUGACGAUGACGACAGCGCUAGCGAAGCCAGCAGCAAGAGCGACGAGGAUUCGGAAGCAGAAAAGGAAGAUACAGCAACGAAUUCGGCAUCAAAAGCUACGUCCACCUUCGGGGGGUUGGGUGCUGGCACUUCGUUUGGUUCCGGCUCUGCCAUGCCCAGCUUUGGGUCUUCAUUUGCAAUAUCCAGCCAGCCCGCUGGAGCUCAAGAGAAGCCAUCGCCAUUCGCUGCCUUUGGAGGAUCAGGAACGACAUUCGGCUCCGGUGCGGCGUUUGGAGCAGGCUCAUCUGUCCCGGCUAUUACACCCGGAACAUCCUUCUCGUUUGGAGCUGCCAAGCCCGCCAAUGAGCAACCAUCUCAGUUCAACAUUUUCGGUAAAAAGAACGACGGCCCUUCCCAUACAUUAAUGGCAAAACCUCUAUUUGGUAGCUCACCGCCAACGAAAACCCAGCAACCAACAGCUCCGGAACCUAAAAGUCCAAGGAACAACAUGGCAGCCCCAGUUGCUACGGUUGAGAAAGACGCGUCCCCUGAAGGUCCAGUUGCCAAGAAGGCUGCGGGUGUGUUUGAUUCCUUCGAUUCUCACAAGCAAGGGUCGCUCCCAGUCAGUAGUUUUGAAGACCUUAUUGAUGAGUUGGGUGAGGGUUUCCACGGAGAGGAGAUGGAUAAGCAAAGCAAGCUGAUUGAUCCCUCAGGCUCAGGCAUGCUGGAGCGCUCAGCAUUUAUCAAGUGGUAUCAGGCACUGGUUGAAAAUGCGGGAGAUGAUGAUGACGAUGAAUCAAAUGAUGACUCAGAGAUUGAGGAAGAAAAGGAGAAGGCGCAUAAGGCUUUCAUGUCUUUGGCUACAAAAGAGAAUGGAGAGGAUAUUGUGUCAUUUUCGCAGCUCGAAAAGCUCUUUUCUGCAUUGGGAUCAACCUACUGCAAAGAGGACCAUGGGGUGAAGCUGAAGAAGCUUGUAUCAGAACCCGGCAAGCUUCGCCUUGAUGAGUUUGUCAGCUUCUACAUUGAUUGGAUGUUUGGAGAUGACGACGGAUCCAUUGCAGGAAGUGAAGAGGAAGGUGGUGAUCAGGAGCAGCCAGCAAGUGGCAGUGCUCCAGCAGCUGUGAGUCCACCAAAGGGGACUUGGGGUGAUGCCUUCAAGAAUGUAUUGGACAAAAAUUCAUGGAAAUGUGAUGUGUGCAUGGUUCAGAACAAUCAAGAUGCCACACAAUGCAUGUCCUGUGAGGCCCCACGUCCGGGAUAUGAGAAUGCUGCCAAGAAAGAUGAUGUGUCUUCCAGUGCUGCUGGCUCUGCAAUUGGAGCUGGAGGAUUCACUUUUGGAGGUGGCAGUGCUCCAGCAGCAUCAGGUGCGAUCUCUUCUGGUGGUUUCACUUUUGGUGCUCCUGCGGCUGGCACGUCAUCUUCAGCUGGAGGUGGUUUCACAUUUGGGGCACCACCUAGCUCUGCCUCUCUGGGGAAGGAAUCAAAGCCUUCCACUUUCGGCUUCACUGCACAAGCUAGUGCUGAAGCUUCGUCAUCAGGAGGCUUCACUUUUGGAGGUGUCAAGGUGCCUAGUGGAUCUGCUGCAGCAUCUUCUGGCUUUGAGUUCCAACCUGACAAGCCGACACCAUCAUUGCACAAGGAAGGAUCAACAACACCGAGUGAAAGCAUCAAGCACAAGUCGACUAAUGAUCAGGCCAAGCCUAUCCCGCCAAGUCUGGACAACGAACAUGCAAAGAAGGCUGCGGGUGUGUUUGAUUCCUUCGAUUCUCACAAUCAAGGGUCGCUCCCAGUCAGCAGUUUCGAAGACCUUAUUGAUGAGUUGGGCGAGGGUUUCCAUGGAGAGGAGAUGGAUAAGCAAAGCAAGCUGAUUGAUCCCUCAGGCUCAGGCAUGCUGGAGCGCUCAGCAUUUAUCAAGUGGUAUCAAGCACUGGUUGAAAAUGCGGGAGAUGAUGUUGACGAUGAAUCAAAUGAUGACUCAGAGAUUGAGGAAGAAAAGGAGAAGGCGCAUAAGGCUUUCAUGGCUUUGGCUACAAAAGAGAAUGGAGAGGAUAUUGUGUCAUUCUCGCAGCUCGAAAAGCUCUUUUCCGCAUUGGGAUCAACCUACUGCAAAGAGGACCAUGGGGUGAAGCUGAAGAAGCUUGUAUCAGAACCCGGCAAGCUUCGACUUGAUGAGUUUGUCAGCUUCUACAUUGAUUGGAUGUUUGGAGAUGACGACGGAUCCAUUGCAGGAAGUGAAGAGGAAGGUGGUGAUCAGGAGCAGCCAGCAAGUGGCAGUGCUCCAGCAGCUGUGAGUCCACCAAAGGGGACUUGGGGUGAUGCCUUCAAGAAUGUAUUGGACAAAAAUUCAUGGAAAUGUGAUGUGUGCAUGGUUCAGAACAAUCAAGAUGCCACACAAUGCAUGUCCUGUGAGGCCCCACGUCCGGGAUAUGAGAAUGCUGCCAAGAAAGAUGAUGCGUCUUCCAGUGCUGCUGGCUCGGCAAUUGGAGCUGGAGGAUUCACUUUUGGAGGUGGCAGUGCUCCAGCAGCAUCAGGUGCGAUCUCUUCUGGUGGUUUCACUUUUGGUGCUCCUGCGGCUGGCACAUCAUCUUCAGCUGGAGGUGGAUUCAGUUUUGGGGCACCUGCUCCAACUACAGGGUUCACAUUUGAUGCAAAAGCUACUCCAGGAGGCAGCAAGGGUGCAGGCUUCACAUUUGGAACAACAGAGGUGAAGACGCCUGACUCACAAAAGUCUGACAGUGUUAGUAAGGCACCCACCACGAAACAGGGAGCAGAUAAAGGAUCGAAGCCAGCAAGUUCUUCUGGAAGCAGUGCGUUCCCCCCAAUGUCAACAAAAGCACCUACUCCAUUUGGGGCUACUGCAACUAAAACGAGCAGCUCUGUGGGAAGCAGUGCCUUUCCUCCCAUGUCCAGCAAAGCACCUACACCUUUUGGAGCUGGUGGAAGUGGCAAGGUGUCCAGCUCAGCUGGCAGUAGUGCCUUCCCCCCAAUGUCAACAAAGGCACCCACUCCUUUUGGUGCCUCUGCAUCUCCUGCACCAGCCCAGCCGGCAAGUUCUUUUGGAAGUAGUGCUUUCCCGCCAAUGUCUUCCAAGGCACCUACCCCGUUCGGUGCCCCUGCUACAAAGGCGCCUACUCCUUUUGGUGCAUCUCCUGCACCAGCCCAGCCGGCAAGUUCUUUUGGAAGUAGUGCUUUCCCGCCAAUGUCUUCCAAGGCACCGACACCCUUCGGUGCCCCUGCAACAAAACCAGCAAGCUCUGGUGGAAGUAGUGCAUUUCCCCCAAUGUCAGCAAAGGUCCCAACACCCUUUGGAGCUCCUGCCACCACCAAGCCAGCUUCUUCUUCUGGUAGCAGUGCUUUUCCUCCAAUGUCUUCCAAGGCACCCACUCCUUUCGGUGCAUCUGCAUCGAAACCAGCAAGCUCUGGUGGAAGUAGUGCCUUUCCCCCAAUGUCAGCAAAGGCACCAACACCUUUUGGAGCCCCUGCCACCACCAAGCCAGCAAUUCUUCUGGAGCAGUGCCUUUCCCCAAUGUCUACCAAAGCCCACACCCUUUUGGAGCUCCUGCCACCGCCAAGCCAGCUUGUUCUACUGGUGGGAGUGCUUUCCCACCAAUGUCUACCAAGGCGCCCACACCCUUUGGAGCAGCAGCACUUGCCAAGCCAGCAACUUCUUCUGGCAGCAGUGCUUUCCCGCCAAUGUCAGCCAAAGCUCCGACACCCUUUGGAGCUCCUGCCCCACCAAGCCAGCUCUUCUUGGUAG
This is a messenger RNA of Seminavis robusta, 5601 nucleotides long. NCBI's taxonomy places the organism in Eukaryota, Bacillariophyta, Bacillariophyceae, Naviculales, Naviculaceae. The record is from the annotation of a GenBank genome assembly.